AUGCCUUUGCCGGGUGGGCGGUGCUAUCUGAACUAUGCGCGGGAACGCCAGUGGGAACCCGGAUAUCUUAAGGCGAAAUGUGCUGAGCUGCACUUAGAGAACGAGUUCCGAUUGUAUCGGAUUCGCCUGUGGAAUAGUUACCUAUUCUCUUUCUUCGUGCUGCAUAUUGCCGUGACUUUUCUACACGUUUGUCUGUUGUUGGCCAUUGUUCAGUAUCUAUACAUUAAAAAUAUUUUCUUUUUUUCUAAGAACUCUAAUCUUAUCUAUGUCGAUGUGACCAUCUCUAUAGGAUGUUCCCUUGUCAUUAUACUUGCACUGAGUGUUAACUUUUGUGAUGACUUUAUAGCGAGGCAUACCUGGUACAUGUACGCCAGCUCGAUUUUCGCCUCCCUUACAUUGGUAUUCUCUGACCUGACCGUAUGUCUCUAUCACACCUACGUCCACAAUUGGCAACUGGGCACGUUAUACGACACCUACACCAUAUACAUAAUAUACAUGUUCCUGCCGAUCCACUUCACAAGCGGUGCUGUCGUGCUGGCUCUUUUAGUGUCCGCUAUCUAUAUAACGUACUUCGUUAACGUCACGGCCCGAGGUAUAAACCACUUUUUUUCCGAGCUGUUUGCCGUCGGCGGUAUGUCCGUGGAUAUGGUGCAUAGUCUGUGCCUGAAUCUGGUGGGCUUAUUCUAUCGAGUGAUAAACGAUACAGUGGUUCGCUCAUCCUUCCUGGACCGUCACCAGUUCGUGAAGGAAGAGAUAUGGCUGCGCAACGCUCGAUUGCAGGAGAAGCAGUUGCUAGACACCAUCUUGCCGCCGCAGAUCUCCCGGCCCUUGCAGAAGGAUAUUAAAAACAGGAUAGUCAUGAUGAAGCAUGGCAAUGGCAUACGCAGCCUGAGCGCCUUGGAACGUACAAUGGCCAUCCAGCUACACCCUGACGUGUCCAUCCUAUACGCUGAUGUGGUCAACUACACCCACUUGACCACGACCCUGACGGUCGAAAAGUUGGUAAAGCUUCUGCAUGACCUCUACGGCAGAUUCGAUAUGGCAGCGUAUCAGUUCAAGGUACAGCGCAUCAAGUUCUUGGGUGACUGUUAUUAUUGUGUGGCAGGUCUGUCGGACCCCACUCCCGAUCAUGCGGACAAUUGUGUGUCCCUGGGUCUAUAUAUGAUUACCAUUAUAAUGGAAGUGCGUAAAGCUCAAGGCUUGGAUAUAAAUAUGCGGAUUGGUGUUCAUUCGGGGAAUCUUUUCGCAGGGGUUAUCGGUGAGACCAAACUGCAGUUUGAUAUUUGGGGAUUGGAUGUAACCAUUGCCAAUGUAUUGGAGUCUACUGGACUGCCGGGUUGUGUGCAUAUCAGUAGUGCAACCUUGAACUGUUUAACCGAACAGCGCUACGUUUUUGAAGAUGGCCCCGAGAAGGCAAGGGAUCAUCCACUUCUUGAUAAACACCGAAUACGUACAUAUAUAAUACGGGAAGACUUGCAGGAUGAAGAGAAUGAUAAUUCGGUAGUCGGUAGUCCGAACGAAGUCUCCGUCUUCAAUUUGGAGUCAAGACAAAGGUUAAGUGAUAAUACGAAUGAAACUUUGAAGGAAAUAUUUAAUGCAGAGUUGCAUGAAGAGUUUCGUAAAAUGCCGGUCAGUGAAUUUAGCCUUAAAUCAUUGUGGAAUAUUUAUCGACGUAAAGAUGGAGUGAAAGGACCUGCUCACCACCAGUUGAACAUUUGUCUAACCUUUUACGAUUCCGAACUGGAUAAAGUGUAUCUUAAGCGAACCGACUUUAUGUUCAAGUAUAGUAUCCUUCUGUCCUUGUGCAUUGGGCUGAGCCUGAUGUACAUUGAAACUAUGGAUAGCACAGAAAAAUGCGACAAUUGUAUUUUUAUGCCAUCUUCCCUCGCUAUAAUACAACUAAUUCUGACCUUCAUCGCCUGGUACAAGAAGAUUUGCUGGACAAGAUAUGGUCGAAAAAACCCGUCACAUACAUACAGUCGAUUCAGCUGCAUUAUAUUUCGAAUUUACGAAAAAAUCAUUGGCAGUCUACUAAUCCGCAUCUUCAUAUACCUCUACUUGGUCAUAUCGGGCUUCUCCCUGUUGUGUCUUAUCGUGAUGUCCUGCGACCGCGAUGAGUUCCAGUUGUUGUUUAUUGAGGAAAGGGUCUUCCACUACGAACAGUCAGAAAAAAUAUGCUUUCAUCCCUGGGUGGCGACCAACAUGGUUUCCCUUUUGAUUUGCACGACCUUCACAUUCGCCCAGAUUCCGUUCUUACUGAAAGUCACGAUGGCCGUUUUACAGACUUUGGGUUAUUUGUUGAUAGUUUUCUUCCAGUUUGAGUUCGUCUACCACCACAGCAUAACGACAAACCCCUAUUUUCCGACCGAGUAUGCACAUGCUCUGAUAAUAGUCGUUACCCUGCUGACUAUGUUACUAAAAGAGCGCCAAAUUGAGUUCGCCAACAAGGUGAACUUCAACUGGCGAGUUGAUCUCAGAAAAAAAGAGAGUGAUGCCAAAUUAACCAACCAUUCAAUCAUAAUUAUCCUCAACAACAUUCUUCCCAGCCAUAUUGUCGAUGUCUAUAUACAUUCACAAGCCAAGCAUGAACUAUACUAUGAAAAUUAUCAAAUGGUCUCCGUCAUGUUCGCCAUGUUAAUGAAUUUCGAAAUGGAUCUACGAAGCCUGCGCAUACUGAAUGAGAUUAUCACCGAAUUUGAUUUGUUGUUGCUGUUUUACAAGGAAUAUUAUUCAGUUACGAAAAUCAAAGUCGUCGGCUGUACUUAUAUGGCAGCGUGUGGAUUGGACCUUAGUUUUGCCGGUUCCACCAGUAAGUCGCUAAACCGAGACUCCAUUGACAGCGAUGAAGAUGGUAAUCUGGCAUUUUUACAACCGCAGAGUAAGAGGGACCUUGAGGAAGUGGUCUUUGUGAUGACUUCUUAUGCCCUGGACAUGAUGCGUACGCUGGCCAAGUGCACGAAGGCAUACGAAAAUAUUCCAGGUGACAAGAAUGCUGUAGAUGGAACAAUGGCCAUUGGCAUUUCCAGUGGAGAGGUGAUGGCAGGCAUAGUCGGCGCCUCGCAGCCACACUAUGACAUCUGGGGCAAUCCGGUCAACAUGGCCUCGCGUAUGGAAUCAACUGGUCUGCCUGGACAGAUUCAGGUGACGGAGGAGUCAGCCAGAAUUCUUCAGGAAUUCGGUAUUGCCUGCAAAUAUCGUGGCUUGACUUUCGUAAAGGGGCGUGGCGAAAUUCCAACCUAUUUGGUGGGAAUCGAUGACAAACUUAACUUUAUCUAUAAGGAGCAACAUCGAGUUCCCAGUCAUGUGGAGCGCAGUACGGUUAUAUCUUUGCAGGCCACCUAUAAUCGUUCAGAGAUGGACCGCGAAAGCGUUGAGACCAUUAUUUCAAGGCAUUCCAUACAUGAAACUAAGUGGAAGUAAACUAUUCUACUUCCAAGCUAAUCUACUAAACUAAAAUACAAUUUUAACAAACUGAGUACCAAUAAAGAGAACGUCAGCUUUUUAAA
This is a messenger RNA of Drosophila eugracilis, 3506 nucleotides long. It is a transcript of the gene ACXE, whose product is annotated as adenylyl cyclase X E. The record is from RefSeq and is a predicted model, not a curated record. Bases 1 to 3420 code for a protein of 1139 amino acids. NCBI's taxonomy places the organism in Eukaryota, Metazoa, Arthropoda, Insecta, Diptera, Drosophilidae. The transcript is spliced from 12 exons. Gene Ontology annotation, molecular function: adenylate cyclase activity. Gene Ontology annotation, biological process: adenylate cyclase-activating G protein-coupled receptor signaling pathway; intracellular signal transduction; cAMP biosynthetic process.